Petromyzon marinus (sea lamprey) is the source of this 978-nucleotide messenger RNA. RefSeq names its product mediator of RNA polymerase II transcription subunit 21. Gene Ontology annotation, cellular component: mediator complex. The record is from RefSeq and is a predicted model, not a curated record. Gene Ontology annotation, biological process: regulation of transcription by RNA polymerase II. Lineage: Eukaryota; Metazoa; Chordata; Hyperoartia; Petromyzontiformes; Petromyzontidae. Gene Ontology annotation, molecular function: transcription coregulator activity.
CGGUUCCCUCUAUUCGUCACAACGGAUGAUCCGGUUCCUGCUCUUAAAAGUUACCCCGGGGCAAGAUGGCGGACCGGCUAACUCAGCUGCAGGACGCCGUGAACUCCAUGGCCGACCACUUCUGCAACGCCGUGGGGGUGCUGCAGCAGUGCGCGCCCCCCACAUUCUUCCCCAACACGCAGAGCACGGCCCACAAGGAGGUGCCACUCGCCUCCUCCUCCACCUCGUCGCAGGAAGAGUACUCCCAGCUGUUUGCGACGCUGAUCGCACGCACUGCCAAGGAUAUUGAUGUCCUCAUCGACUCCCUGCCGAGCGAGGAGUCGACCGCCGCCCUGCAGGCGGCGAGCCUGCGCCGCCUGGAGGAGGAGAACGUGGACGCCGCCGCCCUGCUGGUGGAGGUGGUGGGGCGAGGCGAGGCGCUGCUGACUCGUGUCCAGGCGGCGCUCGCAGACAUAGCGGAGUCCCAGCUGCGAACGAGGCACUCCCUCCUCGCCCCCUCCUCCUCCUCCUCCUCGUCCUCCACCACCUCGUCCUCCUCCUCCUCCUCCUCGUCGUCCGCCGGCACCGCUGCUACCGGCACCGGGGCUACGUCGGCGGCGGCGGCGGCGGCGGCGGCACCGGCCGCCGGCGCCGCGCCCGAAUCGACGGCGCUACCGCUGCCUCCGCCGCCGCCGCCGCCGGUGCCGGCGAACGCCAACGCUACUCAGCACCAGCAGCAGCAGCAGCAGCAGCACCAGCAGCAGCAGCAGCAGCAGGAGGGAAAGGGGGCAUCCGAAGCGCUGCUGGACCGAGUACUCCCAGCUGUUUGCGACGCUGAUCGCACGCACUGCCAAGGAUAUUGAUGUCCUCAUCGACUCCCUGCCGAGCGAGGAGUCGACCGCCGCCCUACAGGCGGCGAGCCUGCGCCGCCUGGAGGAGGAGAACGUGGACGCCGCCGCCCUGCUGGUGGAGGUGGUGGGGCGAGGCGAGGCGCUGCUG